Messenger RNA from Paraphaeosphaeria sporulosa, 459 nucleotides. RefSeq lists its product as uncharacterized. Bases 1 to 459 code for a protein of 152 amino acids. Lineage: Eukaryota; Fungi; Ascomycota; Dothideomycetes; Pleosporales; Didymosphaeriaceae. The transcript has a single exon. The record is from RefSeq and is a predicted model, not a curated record.
AUGGAGUAUGGCCGCGCAUCAAAACUCGAAGACGCCAAAGCUACUUCGGGUCCUGGUAGAGAAUUAGUCGACAAGCAGACUGUUGUGGUGGAGGAAUAUGGAGCUGUUGACGCUUCAACGUUUCCUAAACUCAGUAUCUCCCCGGGAUCUCCUUUCCCUGAUGACAUAAAGCUCAUGCGUGAGCACCUGCAUCGUCACCAGGCUUUACCAAGGCUCCAAACCCAACCGAUCGAACCGCAAGGUGCCACAUUUCUGAACUGCGCUGGCAGUGGAUCCUCCGUCAGCCCAACCAGCGAUUCAGGAUGGUCAGUACUCACUCCUACCGAGGCCGAGGCUGUGAUGUGCCAAAAGACGAACGAUUUGCCCAACGAAAAAGAUCUUGUGGACGAUGCAGCCGAAGGCGGCAACGCGGUGGAGAAGGAGACAACUAAGGAAGGUACCGAGUACGAUGACGAUUAG